UCCAAUCUCCAAACACAGCCUCACAUAGUCACAGUAGCUAGAGCUAUGGACUGGUUCGCAUGGCUCUCGAAAACCAGCCUUGAACCGAGCCUUGUCUACGAGUACGGCAUCAUCUUCUCCCGCAACCAGCUUCAAAUGGAGGACGUUGCUUUCUUCAACCAUGAGUUCCUGCUGAGCAUGGGAGUCUCUGUGGCCAAGCACAGGCUGGAGAUACUCAAGCUAGCCAAGAAGGAAAACCAGGGUCUUCACCCUAGAGCAAUUUCAAGGCUCGGUUUAGCGCUCCUCAAAACCAAGAAAUGUUUCAGCAAGUACUUUACAAGAAUGUCUUCCCAUGAAACCGACAUGUCGUCGUCGUCUCCCAAGUAUGUGGCUGAUCAGCCGGAGAAGUAUCAGGAGCAUUGGAGGGGAAGUCUGCUGAGGAAACCGGAGGUCAGAACUCGGAGCAUUGCGCUGUCGGGGCCGCUGGAUAUGAGGACUCAUGAGAAGUUGAUGAUGGUUCCUAACCCUAAGAGCUUGAAGCUGUCAGGACCGCUGGACUCAAAGCUCAACGAGAGGCUCAUGUACACAGCAAAUAAGAGCCCCAGGCUCACUUCUACGGUGAGUGACAAGUUAAUGGUUGCAGCAAAUAGGAGCCCAAAGGCAGCUGGACCGUUGGAUGGAAGAUCGUACGAUAGGCUGAUGGUGUCGACGAAUAGGAGCCCCAAGCUGUCUGGACCUCUUGAUGGAAGAGUCGCACCGUAUGAGAAGGAAAACGUCGAUUUUGAUGAUCAUUCACUAUGGACGGCAAUGUUUCAGGAUAUGAAACCCACUUGACCAUUAUAUUGUGCU
Fragaria vesca subsp. vesca is the source of this 828-nucleotide messenger RNA. RefSeq lists its product as uncharacterized. The transcript has a single exon. The record is from RefSeq and is a predicted model, not a curated record. The coding region runs from base 46 to 813 and encodes 255 amino acids. Lineage: Eukaryota; Viridiplantae; Streptophyta; Magnoliopsida; Rosales; Rosaceae.